Dreissena polymorpha is the source of this 1648-nucleotide messenger RNA. RefSeq lists its product as uncharacterized. The record is from RefSeq and is a predicted model, not a curated record. The transcript has 5 exons. The coding region runs from base 225 to 1106 and encodes 293 amino acids. Lineage: Eukaryota; Metazoa; Mollusca; Bivalvia; Myida; Dreissenidae.
UCUUAUAUAAACACGUCAUUGUUGUAAUAAACAAGUGGAUUUUAAGCUUAUAUAUAGCAGUGUUUACGUUGAACAUUUAAAUGACAGCGUUGAAAAUCAAACGACAGCAGUUGCGAUAAGAUCUAAGUAGAGGUUAUAGUUUAUAGGACACUUCAGUACUGGGACACAGGUGAAAUAAUAAAAGAACAAGUUAAGUAAAAUAAAGAAGUUGUAAACUAAACGUCAUGGCGGCGAAGAAGCUUGAUAAAAACCCGGUAUUCAACCACCGAAAUUCAAUCGCUCUGGUAGACACUGCGGAGGAGCUUGUGGACAGCCUUGACAAUCUGUCAGUGUGCUUGAAACACAUCGAGGAGAAAUACGUGGCGUCGUCAUGUGUUGAUUCUUCGUUCGAGAAAGUCGGAAGCUUGUAUGAGAAACUAAAACAAAAUCUCGAGGUGGCGCAAAAUCUCACCGAUGUCUUAAAGCGGGAAAAGUGGCGUCUUAGCAGACGAGAAAUGAGUAUGGAACUCAGGAUGGGCGAACUCGAGGAGUACAAGUCCCACUUGAAAAGGGAUAUGACGGACAUGAACCAGACGGUUGAUAUUUUGAGCAUGCGCAUUGUGCAGUUAGAGAACGCGCUUUGCGAGGCAGAAGAAAAGCAGGACACCACGAAUGCUGAGAAACAAGACGUCGAAAACAAAUUCAUCGAAGCGAACGCUUUGAUAUCAGAGUUACAGAAGAAAGAGGGAUGCCUUCAAAAUCAAGUAGACGAAUUGAAACAACAAAGGAAAGACGCCGUUCUAAGACAACAGCAUCGCGAAAUGAGUGACAAGAUGGAAAUUCUUCUGAUUGAAAACCAUCGACUGAAGGAAAUCAUCCGCGAGAGGGAAGACAGUGAAUCUAGCUUGCCUUCAAAAAGCUUUCACCCUAAUGUGGAUUCAUUGAAAAUAAGCGAUUGUGAUUACGUGGAAAGGGAGAGAACGAGGUCUGCAAAAUCGCCUCAGACGCAUUUGCUACAACCCGCAGGAGAUAUAAUCGAUAGGCAAGACAGUGGCUAUUCGGGGGAGAACAACCCGACAUCUCCAGUCGCUUAUUUUACGGAAACAACCGACGUUGAGUAUGUUUAGCUCGGCGGUCGACCACAGUUAUGAUAUGUUCGCCUAGGCUGGUAUCCGUUUGUCCUAAGAAUGCAACAACUCAAACAAUGUCGGACGAGAUGGGUUGUUUAUAUUAAUUCAUUCUGAAGAAAAACGAGUCUAUUCACAAAUCAUAGGAACUUUUUAUAGCGCAAAAUGACAUAUUGUAAUAGGAUCCUGAUAUGAUAAGUGAAAUGGCGAACUGAUUCACUUAACUCGAAACAAAUCGCAAGUGAAGUGCAUUUCGGACAAUACAAUAGUGUUUGGAAUUCGGAUUUAUUACUUUUUAUUUCCGUUAUGUCUGGUUUACGGAAAUUCAUUAUGGUCACCAACCGUGGAAGUAGCAAACAAUGAUAUCCAUUCAAAAUUGAGACGAAAAUGGAUAUUUAAAUAACACCAUGUUAUAUAAGUGUUUAUAUACUUAGUCUGAUAAUAUGAACCGGUGAAACAGCUGUAUUAACGUACAACUUAAUUUGUAUUAACCAUUAGAUUUUAGAUUUAUUUGACAGCAACUAAUAACAUGCAUAAACAUA